UUGCGUGCUUCAUUUUUUUUCUCAGGUUAGGCCGAUUCCUUAGGAACCGGUGGAUCCAGUUUUUUCUGUCUGUUUUCCUUCCCUUCCCUGUAGUUAAUCUCAGUUCUGUGCCACACUGACCUCUCGCUCUGUAGCGUUUCCCUCCUUCAGUACGUGACCAUUCCUGCCUUAACUUUUCCGAGCUCCAGUCACCCACUUUGUUGUGAUCUGGGGACUGGGGUCCUUGUGUUUAUUUUCAGAUUGGGCAUCCUUUUCUGUCCGAGGUUCGAGUUUUGCUUCGUAUCUGAAUUGGGAGAAGACUGGUUUGUCAGGACGGUACACCAACUAUGGAAACUGAAGCUGCUGAUGACUGCAUAUCGAGCAAUGAAGAACAUUCACCCCAAAGGGAGCAGACAAGAAUGGCAGUGGACCUUACUUCGGCUACACUUAAUGGGCAGUACUCCUCACCAGACCACAUGACAAGCACAAAUUCUAUUAAGCUGGAAAUUCAAAGUGAUGAAGAGCAUGAACAUAAACCCCUCAGAUCAACUGACAUGAGAAGAAAUAUUGAAGAUGGUGGCCCUGAGGACCUGGUGGUAGAGACCAAUGGACUGGCUGAGAACAGUCAGAGCCUGGAAGUAGCAGGAGAAGGAGGGAUACGACUACCGAAUGGUAAACUGAAGUGUGACAUCUGUGGAAUGAUAUGCAUUGGGCCCAAUGUUCUAAUGGUUCAUAAAAGGAGCCACACUGGUGAACGACCUUUUCAUUGCAGUCAGUGUGGUGCCUCAUUCACACAGAAAGGGAAUCUACUGAGGCAUAUAAAACUUCAUUCGGGAGAGAAACCUUUCAAAUGCCCCUUUUGCAGCUAUGCCUGUAGGCGGCGGGAUGCCCUAACAGGGCAUCUCAGGACACACUCGGUGGGCAAGCCACACAAGUGCAACUACUGUGGCCGAAGCUACAAGCAGCGCAGUUCCCUGGAGGAGCACAAAGAACGGUGUCACAACUAUCUCCAACAUGUUAGAAUGGAUGCUACAGGGCAGAGUAUGACUCAUCAAGCACCAUCAGUUGAUGACAGCAAAGAACAAGAGUCUAUGAUGGACAGUAUGUCAGUGGUGCCUUUUGAAAGACCUGUAAUGGAGAGACUGUCAAGUAACCUUGGAAAACGGAAAAGUUCCACACCACAGAAGUUUGUGGGUGAGAAGCUCAUGAGGUAUGGUUAUCCAGACAUCCGUUAUGAUAUGAAUCCAGGCUUUGAAAAAGAAGCAGAAUUAAUGCAGUCGCAUAUGAUGGACCAAGCUAUCAACAAUGCCAUUUCAUAUCUUAGUGCUGAUGCACUUCGACCCUUGAUGCCGCACCCAUCUAGCGCAAUUGCAGAUGUAGCUCCAGUUAUCAAUCCAUUAUAUGCUCAGGUCUACCAUCCUAGUAGGAUGGAGAGGCCUGGUAGCCGAGAAAUAACUGAGAUUCAUGAAAACCAUGUGGACGGCCCAAUUUCUCUCAUACGACCAAAGAGCCAUCAAGAAAGAGAUGCAUCUCCAAGCAACAGCUGCCUUGAUUCUGUGGACUCUGAGAGCAGCCAUGAGGACCGCCAGUCCUAUCAAGGGAACCCUGCCUUAACCCUCAAAACCAAGCAAAGCCCUGCUUACAGUAAGGAGAUGCAGAAAUCUCUAGAUGUAACCAAGUCAUCUCUUGGUUCUUCCAAAGAGGCCUACAAAGUCUUUAAUGGAGAGGGAGAGCAGAUCAAAGUUUUUAAGUGUGAGCACUGUCGUGUUCUUUUCUUAGAUCAUGUCAUGUAUACCAUUCACAUGGGAUGUCAUGGUUACAGAGACCCACUAGAGUGCAACAUUUGUGGCUAUAGAAGCCAAGAUCGUUACGAAUUUUCAUCGCAUAUUGUGCGAGGGGAGCAUACAUUCCACUAGGCCUUUAAGCCAAAGUGACUCCAAUGAAGUAGAAAACAAACCCACAAAACUGCACAUGAAGAAGAACUGCACUUAGUAGCCCAUUUUUCUGUUGAACAUUAGUGAACAUUACAUUGUCAUGAUUUUAUUGUUAAUAUAUUUGUUGUUAUCGUCAGCUAUGGACUCAUCUUUUCUACUGUGGGUGAGUGUUAGUCACCUGAGCACGGUAGUCCUUUUUUACCUCACUUAAAUGAUAUUGUGGAAAUAAAGCUUGUCUUAGUCUGUCUUUCAUAGCUGUAUGUCAGGUCAUGCAUGAAGUACCACUCAUCUCUGCCUCCUGUUUUGUCAUUCCUGGAAGCUAGUAGUAGCCAGUUAAUUCAAAAAAAAAAAAAAAAGUGGGGGUUGUGCCUAUUGCUAUCAAGAUGCAUUCUGGCUUGUGUAUUCAAUAACUUCACAGCAUUUUCCUUCAAGUUAUCCUCCAUAUUUUUUACAAUACUUUGUCAGGGAACUCAGGAAUAGGAGGCUUCAUGCACAUCUCUGAUUUUGUCUUUUAACUAUAGCCAAGUAAAACUAACUUAUAGAGUGUAGCUUGCAUGUCCGAGGGCAUGGAGAUCAAGUGCCUCUUCCACUGAUUGGAUGCACAUAGGUUCUAAGGUUCAUAGGUUAGAAUUAGGCUAGCUGGUGGGCCAUUUUAAUCCUAGCCAGUUUCUCUUUCAAAGGUGAGGCUCAAACUCUAUACCUUGUGUUUGUGAUAUAAAUACUUUUAACCAUUAUGCCAACUCCCAACCCCUACAUUAUUUGGGAAAUCUGUCACCACUGGUGUGUGUUAUAACCGUGAACUAAUAUUUCUUAACCUGGUCAUACAUUCAUACAAGGGUGAGAUCCAAAACCUAAAGUGGCAUUGUCCCUUAACAUUGGGGUGAGAAAUCAUUUCUUUUUAUCCACACAACCACUUUGUCUGAUAAUCAGGGUUUGACAUAAAUUGUUUCUGACUGUGAGUUUAUCUAGAACUCUGUAGAAUAAUAAGGUUUAAUAGUUUAAGUAUGUCAGUUAAACUUACAGAAUUUUAUAAUCUUACAGAAUCAAAUCCAUUUGGUUAAACUGCAAGGCAACAGUCUCUCAGCAAAUUUAACACCAUCCCAGACUCAGAAACGCUUUCCCUACCUCCCAUAAUUUUCCACACCUUCCCAUCUUUCCAUAUAUCAUUUGCUGUAUUAUUCCAACAAGCAUCAAGAAGCAUUCCUAGUCUUGCUUGUUUUUGCUUUUUUUUUUUUUGGGGGGGGGGGGUGUUCCUCUGCAAAUGUUCUCACUCCUAUUUCCCAAGAAAUUCAGAUCAGAUCUUUUUAUUUUGUGGUUUAUAAGCAGUGUUUGCAAAAUAAAAUUAUUUGCUAACUCCUUUCUACUCCCAUCAGUUUGCUGUAUUGUUUCAACAGUGUCUAGGCAAUUCAGCUUUGUAAAGUUAAGCUUUGACUUGUUGCAGAGAUUUUUUUUUGUUGUUGUCUGUGUUUCAACAUUGGACUUGUAUUUUCAGAUGGCUUGUGAAUUUGAAUGAUUUUAUAGGGAGGGGGGCCUUUUGCAAUAUAUCACAUAUGAACAUGCAGUUCCCCUUGAUGAUACCCAUGAUGUAGGUGUUGCAUGUCUGGGGGUAGAGAUAGAUGUAUAAGAUAUGUGACAAAUAUGGCUGUGGAACCUUACAGGAGAGAAGAAAUAAAUUAAUUCUCAAAUAA
Molecule: messenger RNA, 3601 nt
Organism: Protopterus annectens (West African lungfish)
Lineage: Eukaryota; Metazoa; Chordata; Ceratodontiformes; Protopteridae
Gene: IKZF2
Product: IKAROS family zinc finger 2
Exons: 8
Coding region: 327-1895 (522 amino acids)
Biological process (GO): regulation of transcription by RNA polymerase II
Molecular function (GO): DNA-binding transcription factor activity; RNA polymerase II cis-regulatory region sequence-specific DNA binding
Source: RefSeq, a predicted model, not a curated record